Molecule: messenger RNA, 507 nt
Organism: Psilocybe cubensis
Lineage: Eukaryota; Fungi; Basidiomycota; Agaricomycetes; Agaricales; Agrocybaceae
Exons: 4
Coding region: 1-507 (168 amino acids)
Biological process (GO): DNA-templated transcription
Cellular component (GO): nucleus; RNA polymerase III complex; RNA polymerase I complex
Molecular function (GO): DNA binding; DNA-directed RNA polymerase activity
Source: RefSeq, a predicted model, not a curated record
AUGUCUGAUGAUGGUUACGAUGGAGGACGUGCCGGUGAUGACUAUGACUACGAAGCAGGGCCAGGGUAUAACGAUGGAGCCUUUGAUGAAGGCUAUGACCUUCUCGCGAAUGAGCAAGACGGUGAAAAUGCGGAGGUAGGCGAAGAUGGUAUGCCUUUGGGCGAAGAUGCAGCCCAUGGCGGUGCCCAUGGGGCCGACGGUGACCAAGAAAUGGCCAAUGGAGAUGACACAAAUGGUGGUGCUGGAAUCUCUGGAGAGCGUCAACCCAACAAAAUUCGUAUAACGACGCCAUAUCUAACAAAAUACGAACGAGCACGGAUAUUAGGCACAAGAGCGCUGCAAAUCAGUAUGAACGCUCCUGUUCUUGUCCCACUAGAUGGCGAAACAGAUGCUCUGCAAAUUGCCAUUAAAGAACUUUCCCAACGCAAAAUCCCACUCAUUAUCCGACGAUACCUUCCUGAUGGCAGCUUUGAGGAUUGGAGUGUUUCUGAACUUAUUACUGAUUAG